UCUCCGCCCGACUUCAUCACAAUUUGGAGUACCUAGGUACCUUCCGCGAGUUGCCUUCAAACUCCUGACAAUUCUAUCUAUUUGAAACUAUUGGAUUUGUCCCCGGUUAGUAUUCCCGAGGUCAAUAAGUACUAGGUAUUGGACACGACAUUGUAACCAGGGACGAAGAUAUCCUAGCCUAGAAGGGUCGUCAAACAACAAGAUGUCAAGUACCGAAAUGCGGGGAGAACUAAUUUGGAAAGCGCGUGGUCAGCAACAGAGCAUAUCCGAAGAUCGUGUCGUUUUCCGCCCCGGAUAUACAUCCACCCCACACGUGGUAUAUGUUGGGGAGGUAGGAAAGAUGUUAUACAAAGUUUGGGUAGCUAUCAGACCCGAGAUGAUAAGCCAUGUCGGGUUUCUCAAACUACCUACAAAGCGGUAAUAUAUAUCCUCUUUAAGUCGCUCUCCCUUUUUCGUUUUCCGUGCUGUAGAUAUGUCUUUACCCUCUCUACCUUAUCUCCAGGAUCAGUAAAAUCAUGACCACCGUUCCCAUGAUGCCAGAGACGUCCCUCUGGGCGAAUCGAAAAUGUUUAAUUAUAUGCGCUACCGUGGCGAUAGCCAACAUGCAGUACGGUCUAGACUCGGCAGCGAUUGGAUCCCUCCAGGCGAUGCCUGGCUUCUUGGAAGUAUUUGGAUAUAAGGAUCCCAGCCAGCCAGCCGGGUACGCGAUUGAGGGAACUUUCCAAAGACUUAUCGGGUCGCUCUUAACUCUAGGUGCCUUUAUAUCCUCUCUUGUUGCUGGAGCGUUCGCCCAUUUCUUCGGUCGAAAAGUUGCGCUGUGGCUCGCAUGCGUUCUAAACGCGAUUGCAUGCAUUAUUCAGAUAUCGACGACGAAUAAAGUAGCGGUUUACAUUGGUAGACUUAUUCUUGGUCUUGCUAAUGGUUUUUUGGUAACUUUUUCAAAUAUUUACGCUCCGGCACACCUUCGGGCCGUUAUGGUUGCGCUCUUCUCAGAAUGGGUUAAUAUUGGGAGUAUAAUAGGUGCAGCGGUAACGAACGCUACUAAAAGCCGUUUAGAUAAAGCAUCUUACCAGAUCCCGCUGGGCACCCUUUUCAUCGUACCUGCCUUCCUAGCCUUAGGUCUCUUUCUCGUACCUGAAUCACCUCGAUAUUUAUUAUACAAAGGCAAGACGGAAGCUGCAAGACGGUCGUUAAAGACGCUUAGGGGCGAGUCCUUAUCUUCUGAGGCGUUUGAACUCGAAUGGGUUGAGAUGGUGAAAGGUAUCGAGGAAGAAAAACAAGCAGCCAGAACAAUUGGGCCACUAGAUAUGUUCAAGGGUACUGAGCUGAGACGCACACUUCUCUGCUACGGUAUCAUUGCGACGCAGACAGGAGCUGGUUCGUGGUUUAUGAUCAGCUACUCAACUUACUUCAUGAUUGUUGCCGGGUUGUCAGUAGACGACGCCUUCAAGUUCUCAGUUGUAAACACUUGCCUGGGGUUCAUCGGGGUCAAUUUUGGCAUGUACCUGAUGCGUCACGUCAUGGGGAGACGAACUGUCUUGAUGACCGGCGCUGUGGCUCAGGGAUGUGCGAUGCUGGGAAUGGCGGUCUCCGCAACCGUCGCCUACGGAACACUUUCGGCUCGAAACUGCGUUAUUGCUUUUAUCGCGCUGUAUCAAUUUUCGUAUAAUGCUUUCGUCGGAGACGCGACGUACCCUACUGCUACGGAGAUGGUGAGCACCAGAUUAAGAUCUUGGUCUGUAGGAUCAGCUAUCAGUCUAGGUUAUUUCCUCGCUUGGCUCACGGGGUUCUGCUCGCCGUAUUUCAUCAACCCCGAGGACCUCAAUUGGGGUGCUAAAUACGCUUAUAUAUGGGCUGGCUCGAACCUGUGUUGUUUGGUGUUCUUCUACCUUUGCGUCCCCGAAACCAAAGGUCGAACAUUGGAGGAGAUCGAUGAGUUAUUCAAUAACCGCGUAUCAGUCCGAAAUUUCAAGACGUUUCAGACGACGAUUAUCGCAGAAGCUUUCAAAGAUGUAAAAACCAGUGUCGGGAGAUCGGAGAACAGGUUGGCUAUUGCCGAGCAUUUUAAUCAACCAUAG
Messenger RNA from Daldinia caldariorum, 2078 nucleotides. RefSeq names its product general substrate transporter. Gene Ontology annotation, cellular component: membrane. The record is from RefSeq and is a predicted model, not a curated record. The transcript has 4 exons. Lineage: Eukaryota; Fungi; Ascomycota; Sordariomycetes; Xylariales; Hypoxylaceae. Bases 516 to 2078 code for a protein of 520 amino acids. Gene Ontology annotation, biological process: carbohydrate transport; transmembrane transport. Gene Ontology annotation, molecular function: carbohydrate:proton symporter activity.